Molecule: messenger RNA, 1256 nt
Organism: Manacus vitellinus (golden-collared manakin)
Lineage: Eukaryota; Metazoa; Chordata; Aves; Passeriformes; Pipridae
Gene: BAALC
Product: BAALC binder of MAP3K1 and KLF4
Exons: 4
Coding region: 1-717 (238 amino acids)
Cellular component (GO): cytoplasm
Source: RefSeq, a predicted model, not a curated record
AUGGGGAGAGAUCGGGGCCGAGGCGGGAGGGGGUGCGAUGGGAGAGUGAAGCGGGAGGGGAAGGAACGGGGUAACAGCAGGAGAAGGGGAGGGGACAGCCAGGAGGGAGGGGGGGCAGCGGAGAUAAUAAAGCCGGAGAGACAGGGAGAGAAGGACGAGCGGAAGCCGGGGAGAGCCGAGAGCGAUGAUCGGGGCGGGGGCAAUGAGCCGGGGCGGCGGUUCCCGGCAGUGCGCAGUGGUGCCCGGGCAGUGCGAUGGCUGCCCGGCAUUGCCGAUGGUCGCCCGGCGGCGGCCUGUGACAUGCAGCCUGUGAGCGGCGGCGCUCGCCAUGGCUGGACGCGGGAGACUGAGUCCACCUGGCUGACCAACACGGACUCCGAGAGCCCGCAGCAGGAGGGCGGCGGCGCCGAGCCCGGGCGGGAGCAGGGCGGGCCGCGCCCCGGUCUUCUGGAGGAUGGGAAGUUGGCUCAGACGGGUGUAACUACAGCAUCAGCCCCAUCUGGAACGCUGAACACUGAAAAGAGGAAUAACUGUGGUUCUCAGUGUGCCAACCCCAUGGUCCACAGCAUGGGAGCCACGACACAGAGGCAGAAUGGCUUCAGAACCACAGAGAGUAAAUGGAACCCACAGAAAAUGUCCACAAAAGAAGUUGCCAUUAAUGUUACAAAAAACAUCAGACAAAGUGACAGAAGGAAAACAAAGAAUUGUGCCAAUUAACAAAGAAAAUUGCAGGUGAGGAUGGAUUUAACAAUGCUUCACUACACUUUAAAUGUCAUCUGUCGCUGAAGAUGUGAAGAUCUCCAGAUGUUCCAGGUUGAAUACAGCAGGCAGCUGCUGUUGAGUGCCUUCAGAAGCAGGUCUUGUGGAAACCAGCUACAGACACUGUAGGAUCUUCAGACAUCAUUUAUCUAAAGCAGUGGCACUACACAGACAUACAACAAAAUUCGUGCCAUUUCUUUUUCACUAACUUCUGUGUUAUCCCUUGGGUAUGUCCUAUUCUGCAUUGCUAUUAAGAUCAGGCUGGAUAAUAAGAGGUACAGCUCAUCACAAUUAAAAUCAGGAAAUGAACAAAUGAAUCUGCAUUUUUAGUCAUAGAGAUUUUUGAGUGUGCACAUUCAAACCCAUGGAGUUCUUUUAAAGCACUCACUUUCAAAAAACUCAAACCCAGACUUCUCAGAAAGUGACACACAGUUGACUUCCACUAAAUCUGUUUUCAGCUAUAUAUAUUGGUUAUGUAUAGUCAAGUCAUACAGUAA